Messenger RNA from Cygnus olor (mute swan), 7104 nucleotides. RefSeq names its product vestigial like family member 3 (gene VGLL3). Gene Ontology annotation, biological process: regulation of transcription by RNA polymerase II. The transcript has 4 exons. NCBI's taxonomy places the organism in Eukaryota, Metazoa, Chordata, Aves, Anseriformes, Anatidae. Bases 168 to 1064 code for a protein of 298 amino acids. Gene Ontology annotation, cellular component: nucleus. The record is from RefSeq and is a predicted model, not a curated record.
UGCGGCCGCGGAGCGCGGUGGGCGCCGAAGAUGCGCUGGCAGCCGACGCUGCGCGGCGCCCCGCCGCGGCCGCCCUGCGCGGAGGAGGAGGAGGAAGAGGAGGAGGAGGAGGGGGAAGAGGGGGAAGAAGGCGGUGGCGGCGGCGCGGGGCGGCCGCGGCCGCGGCCAUGAGCUGCUCGGACGUGGCCAUGCAGCAGCCCGCCCCCCCUGCGGCGUGCGGGACGCCCCGCUAUCUGUCCGGAGUCCCGGCGGGCUGCCCGCAGAAGAAAUUAGCUUUAUACAACAAGAUGCAGGAGUCUCUGGAAGUGACCCUUCCCAGCAAGCAAGAGGAGGAUGAGAAAGACCAGCCUGCCGAGAUGGAGUACCUUAACUCUCGCUGCGUCCUUUUCACUUACUUCCAGGGAGACAUUGGUUCAGUAGUGGAUGAACACUUCUCAAGAGCUUUGAGCCAAGCCAGUAGCUUCAACCCAGAAACUGCCCUCACCAAGAGCAAGGCAGGGAUAAGUCCGUUGUGGAGAGAAAACUCAACAAUUUCAAGCCAAAGGAGCAGUUUCCCAACUUCAUUUUGGACCAGUUCUUAUCAGCCUCCCCCACCACCAUGCUUAAGUGGAGUACAUCCUGAUUUCCCCGUUACUGCACCAGGCACCUUCCCAACACCAGAUCCCAGCAGCUGGCCAGGACACGGCCUUCAUCAGACUGCCCCACCUCCUCCCCCUGCUGCAUCUGAAUCCUGGCAUUAUCCUUUAGCAUCUCAGGUGAGCCCUUCGUAUGCACACAUGCAUGAUGUGUACAUGCAUCGCCAUCACCCUCAUCCACACAUGCACCAUCACCAUCCCAGCUCGCACCGCGACCCCCGGUAUGGGUCCCUGCUGAUGCCUUCAGUACGUGCAGCCAGGAUUCCUGCUCCCCAGCGUGACGUGACUAAGACAGAUCCUGCUGCUGUCACCAGCGCUACCUCAGCAUGGGCUGGAGCCUUUCAUGGAACAGUGGACAUUGUGCCAAGUUUUGGGUUUGACGCAGGUCUACAGCAUCAGGACAAGAGCAAGGAAACUUCCUGGUUCUGAAGUUUAGAUAUAACUUAAAACCAUCUAGAGCUGGAGUCAGCGCAACUGGGCGGGCAAUAUAACCAUCGUUGACUCCUUCUGCACGGGGCAAAGGACACACAUGAAGAUGAAGAGCCAACCUUUCUGGUUUUGCUAUUGAGCCUUUUAUUUUUAAGGCCACUUAUGGGUCCCACAGAGUUGGAAAACAAACAAACAGAUAAACUCGCUUUUCUUUGUUUCCUCAUCUGAGCCUGCUGCAGCUGGGCAACCUAACUCCUUUCUGCUACUUUAACAGUGUUUUGUUUUGUUGAGCUUGGUAUUUUUAUGAACAGUUUCAAUUGUCAGGGAAAAAGAUUCUCCCUUGACUACAGUGCGCCUCCUUUCAGGAAUACAUUAUUUUGUAGCUCUUUGUGCAUCUAUUUUUGUAGAAAUACAGAAAGUUUGGGUAAGGAUUGAUGGGCUAUUUUAGGAUGACAUAUUUUUUUAAAAAAAAAUUGUAAAAUUGUUAAGUUCUGUUUAAAGAACUUGCUCUCAGAGAAGCACUGGCAAAAAAAAUGUAUAAAAUGCUAUUUUUAGAUAUCUGUGAUGUGUUUGUGCAUUUUGGGUUUGUUUUUUGUUUUGUUUUGUUACCUCAAAUAUCUAUCUUUCCCUUCUUUUUAAAGAGCUAAACCUCCCUUCUUUCCACAUUACUAGAUCUUGAUGUUUUUGUCCUCUAGUUCUAGCUUAAGCAAGUAUAAUUCACACCUAAAGUUUCAGCCAAAUAUUUUUCCUGUUGGUGUUAGAUUCUAGUAAGGGUGUGUUUUUUCUUGUUUCUAAAGACAGCUUUCUGCUGUACUGAUUGUCAGAAAUUUGCAAACACCUUUAGCAUGGAGCAAAGCCUGGGGUUACAGAAACUGCAUUUCCAACCCAUCCAUUCUUUCAAAAUGGACCAAAUACUUCUAUGGAUUUUUUAUCAGACCUGAGUUUGGACCUCAUCCAUGAUCCACAGAAGCUGAUGAAUGCAGUCACCUAUGAGUUGUUUCAGAUGCUCAUAGUGAUUGUAACUGCUAGCAUACUCAUAUUUUAAGUCACGAGGCAGGACUUUCCACUAAGCUAUUUCAAGGGUUUUAACCUGUAACAUGAACGUUUAGGAUAGAAAUGUAAAUUUUAUAAAAAUGUGUGACUUGCGGAAACAAAAUGUUUUCAAAUGGCCUGAUCUGUCUCCUGAGCACCUCAUGGGAAGUGCUCACACUUUCAACGCCUGUCGAUGUCAAAAUCUGGUUGCCUAACCGAAGAUUUGUUGGGGGCCUUAUGGGACCCCAGCUACAGCUCUUGAAUGUCAUAAGAAGUUGUAUGUGCUCAGCAUGCACAUAAGCUGGGCUUUGCUGCUGUCAGUGUAAGAAUGAACUGGGAAAUUAUAUGGCCAUAUCUAGCCACAGCACACUGCAAGGUGUUUGGGAAACCCCAUUUCUGUCCUGGGCCUUGAGUCUGACCUGAUUAAUAAUGACUUUAGUUGAAGCCAAGGGGGAGCAGGAUCCAAUCCUGAAUAAGGACUGCAAGAUUGCCCUCAACAGCCCACAUCCUGCAACGGGCUGCUGGUGGAUCAGCCUCCAGGCCCAGCAACAUGGUGGUAACUCCAGCAACAUGACAGCACGUGCUUAGGUGGGACUGAGUACAGGAUCAGGGCCUGGGUUGCCAAAUCCUGGCUAUUGCUUGGAAAUGUUGCCUUUCUACUCUGUUUACCUUCAGUGAAUGAAUAUUUUUGGGAUCCCCCUGUAAUAUUUCCCAAGGCUCUCAUAACAUAUUAUAUUUCUGUUAUCAUUGUUUUCAGACGUAACUGUCUAAAAGGCAAACCAGCUACAUGGAGAUCAAGACCAUAGACAUCAAGACAGAUUUAAAAAAAAAAUACUUUUAAGGCAGUGAACAUUGUGAAUGUAGGCUUGUCAGGUGGACACCACAUGGGGGUGUGUGUGAAAGGCGAGGGGGAGUGUUGGGAUGUGUCUGCCAGUCUGAAAUUCAGGCCUUCCUCCCUGCACUGCUUCUUCUCUCCAAGCUUUUGAACUUGAUCCUAUGAGGUGUUGAGUUCUCCCUUGACAUGAGAGGGCUCGAUAUGCUGGCACUGUGGGCAGUAGGAUUAUAUCACAGUUUGGUAAGACCCUUAAUCAUGUAUCUUGCUGAUACGACGUUUGAGACAGUGUAAAACUGUUGAAGGGACUAUUCUUAAAUAUUACCUAAAAAUAAUAGGGUUGUUAGUGUGUUAGGAUGCUGAAUUAAAUAUUAUUCUCCCCCAGCCCCACCUCUUGUCCUUAUAGUCUAUCAGCAUUUCUUCCUUAAGGAGUUUCACUCUCAUGACAGUUCUAUAUAUUGUUGCUAUUGUUGUGGAACUAGCUUCUCGGUUUGUCAAUGAAUUAGUAAUGGAAUGGGAAAAGCGCAUGGGAAGGAAGGUAACAAAAGCCUUCAUGGCUUCUUUAUUUAUCAGGACAGUAUAAUUCAGGAAAUAUCUCAGGAAUAUGAGUUUCUGAAAUAGAUUAAAAAUUGGGAAUUAUUACAGUAUUAGAAAUACUGGAAAAUAAAAAAAAAAACAUUUAUUAUUAUUAUUAUUAUUUUUCCCUGAACUUGGCAAAGCUGGAAGGCAAAGAGGCAAUGUGUCACAAGAGAAACAAUGAGAAAAGUUGUAAUUUAACUCUUUGAACAUCAGGGUUGGAGAUUUUGGGGCAGGGGGAGCAAAACAAAAGGCAGUGUUUCUUUUUAAUAUGUAGUAUGUUUGACUUCCUGAAAUAGUUAAUGUCUAGCAAGAGCAGUCUGUUCAUUGUCUUUGUUUUUGCAAGCUCAGAUGAUGAAGGAUCUCCUCCUGUUCCCUGUAGUUGUCAAAGCAGAAUGAGACAGGAACAAUCAAGCCUGAAGUUUGCACUGGAAUUCCUUUCUGGACUGUUUUAUUGAGUUGAUGGCUAAAGGGAGUGGAUAUGUGAUGAUUCUGUUGCUUCUUUCUUCAAGGACUACUGUCAUGCACUGUUUUGCUCAGCGGCUUCCACUGCUGAACUUGUGACUGUGCUUAAAGUACUUGUAUAAAUAUGCAAGGUUUUGGGAGACAAGUGCCAAUAAAAAACUGCUAAUUUCUACAGCUGUUCACGCACCAAUCAAUUGACUUUGAAAGACAAAUUUCCUCAGUAACUAACUGCCCCCUGUACUAACAAAUGAGAUGAAAGGAAAAGCACAAGUACAUAGCAGUAGCCCUUCUUAUAUAACCUGUGAUUUGAAUGACAGGAAAGAAAAAAAGUCUUAUGACAAAUUUUUAAGUUAAAUUCAGCAGAUUUGCUUCUCUGUCAUGCGCAUACAUAUACAUGCACACUUAUACACGCACAAAUGUUCUUAUGAGAAGCAGAUGCUAUGUUGGUAUUGCUCUUGAAGGAAGAGGGGAGUGCUCGCUCAUGAUGUUGCGGUUACAGCUUAUUGAUGGCAGUGAAAAAUAAAAAGAAAAAAAAAAGAAUGAUAAGGCUGCUCACGCUACCAAAGGGCCCUUAAAAUCAGGUCACAGGCAAGUUAUGUCUUAAUGUGUUACUAACGGACUUGUUUCAUUCUUUUUGUGUGUGGUGAAUUCCCAUGAUGUACUAAGAAAGUGAAUGAUUCAUUUUUUGAGGUCUUAUAAAAACAUGAUGUACUCUGACACUAUUUCUGGGACAACAUAGGGAAACUUGUUUUAUUGUGAGAAAAUCUAAAUACUAAACUCUUAAAAUUGUCCAGGAUUUUAUUUCAUUCUUUUUAAUGUUGAGAAAUCUGCUGUCAAUUUUUUUUCUUGUUUGCUUGAAGACUGGGGCUGUUCUACCUGACCACCAGUUUUUGAAAAGCAGAUAUCCAUUUUGUUUCAGCUGCGUUUUCACAUCCUAACAAGAGGAUGCAAUACUACAGCUAUUGAACACCCAGCAGAUCUGAUUUCUGGUGACCUAAAUAAGCUACACUUGACAGCAGUAAAAUGCACUUUGUUCUAAUUCCUCUCCUCACCAGUCACACAAAUUCAGUUACUGGCUUUUCUGAUGCCUCUUUCACAGUGUGAAAGUCUUCAGUGAAUGUUAGGGUUUUCUCAACCUUCUGAUUCUCCUGCCUUGAAACAUGCUUUUGGGGAUGAAUCGCUUUGCAGCUUUCAGAGAGAGAGACUGAUUGCACACCUCUUGAGAACAGAGAUUGUGGGACGGAAGGGAGUGUUGUAUCUCCCCACCUGUACUUAUGAUCAAUUGUCUUGCACAUACCCAACCUUUCUGCUUCCAGCCUAUUGUGUAUGUCUAGCUCUUCACUCCCAUUUCCUUAUAUAUGUGUGUAUAUUUACACACACAGUUAUACCUAGUUCCCUCUAUUCCACCCUUAUGCUUCAAAUGCAUGUCAUUUGGAAUUGAAGUGAAUGACAUCGCUACAUUUCUGACUGAAACAAACAACAAAAAAAGAUAUUUUAUUGCAUUCUCCAUAACCUCAGGAGUGAAUGGAAUUUUUCCAUUCUUUAAAAAAAAAAAAAAAAAAAGUGAAAAAAACCAACCCCAUACCUCUAAGCCCAACCUUUCAAAAGCCCUGAUUUGUUUUAUGUGUAAAGAUGACCAUGGAGUCAGCAGAGUUAUGUAGAGAGGUGCAAUAUGUUGCCUUUCAGCAGACAAACAUAUGUUGAAUACAAUUCUUUUAAAUAAUUUCAGGUACAAUGUUUUUCUCCAUAUCGAUGGACCAGCAACAUAUGUUUCUUUUAAACAGUUUAGAAAUAUAUAUAUGUUAAAUUGAUUUCUUGGCUUUAAUAUGUUUGCCUUUGUGCUUUUAACAGUUAUUUGAAUGAUAAAUAUUAAUUGUGUCUGUAGAUUUUUUUAAAAAGUUGAUGCAUGUUGUUUGGAACUGAAAUCUCAUGUAAAGCAGGAUGGUAUUUAAAAAUAAAUACUGCUUUUACAUAUUAGCCCUAUGGGCACAAUCAGACAGUUGUGAUGCAAGAAUAGUUCCCUUUAAAGCCUAAGGGACUUGUGCUGGGGCGAGGUCAAAAUCCCAGUCCCUGAAACAGGAAAGGCAGGAGGGGUCUUCAUGCAAAGGUUGAGCUGGUUGGUAAUGCUGUUAGCAAAGAUGAUGAUCUUCUCCAGCAUUGUAUGCUGAUGGUUGGGCAGCCACUACACAACGCAUUAAAAUUAGAUUGUACUAGCAGGUUUACACUUGUCCCCUCUUACAUGGUGAACUGCAUGCCAAGGGGAAUUAAAGAUAUCCCUGGAAACCUGUAUUUUAGCUGCUCUUGGUCUGCAGAGUGCAUGUAACCCUCUGGCUGUUCCCGCUCUGUGGUCUCCAUGAUGGGACCAUCUCCAUCCUCCAGCGCCUGGAGUUCCCUGUGAACUUGCAUGGUGUUUUUAGCAUCUAGUAGAGAUCAUUUAGAGACAGUGAUAAUUAAAACAUCACAGUUCUUAUGCACCCACUCAAAGGCACAAGCCUUCAAGAUGGAUCAGCUGUGCAUCAUUGAUGAUGGUCGUUACAGGAGCCCUAUCCUUGCUUCCUUCCCUCAGUGUCUGUGUAAGUCUUUGAUGGCAUUGAGAUCAUUGGGACCAGACGUGAAUGCCUGAACUGCAGUCCGGCGUUGGCUGACAAAAAGUGGAGGCCCAGGGUCUGGUCCAACAUCAGCGGACAUAAAUUGGAAUCCUCCUUGAUUCCAGUGGGCUUGGGCUCAGGUAACUAGUACCUAUAUAAAACCAAUAUUUAUAGCAGUUGAGGUUUACAGUAAUCUAGUAAAGUAUCUGCAGAACUAUGCUGCACUUUCUCUGCUAGCUGUUUGUAGCUAUCUUUUAAAACCAUCUGUCAAAUCAGGGUUCCUCUCCUUCCCCACUUGAUUUCCAACCCUGCUUCCCUCAAAACUCCAUUGAACAUUUCAUCCCUCUCAUCAAAACUGGUGGGGGACUUUGUAUAAAGAAAAAUGUCACUGUUUUAAUUACUGAAUAAAUAAUUUAAUGUGAAUUUUAUUGUUAUAUUUUUAAUGUAGCAUUUUUGGUUUGGUCUGUAUUUCUCAACAAUUAGCUAAUGCUUUAUUUUUAUUCUAAUGCAACUGAAGAACUCAUAAAUCUCUUUGUAAAUUACAGCA